Molecule: messenger RNA, 6755 nt
Organism: Prinia subflava (tawny-flanked prinia)
Lineage: Eukaryota; Metazoa; Chordata; Aves; Passeriformes; Cisticolidae
Gene: TRAF2
Product: TNF receptor associated factor 2
Exons: 10
Coding region: 2423-4036 (537 amino acids)
Biological process (GO): protein K63-linked ubiquitination; tumor necrosis factor-mediated signaling pathway; regulation of apoptotic process
Cellular component (GO): cytosol; cytoplasmic side of plasma membrane
Molecular function (GO): tumor necrosis factor receptor binding; zinc ion binding; ubiquitin-protein transferase activity
Source: RefSeq, a predicted model, not a curated record
UGGUUCGCAGUGUUGGUUUCGCCCGGCCCGAUGGUACCGGGCGCGCCUGCGGGCCCCUGCAGGGCAGGGCUGUACCGUGGAGCCUUCGUGCCGCGCGGAGCCCGGCAGAGCGUCCACAGCACGGCCACGGGCAUGAGCACGGUCCGGAGGGGCCAAGGAGGGGUUGGUUCAGCCUAGAUAGGGCGAUACUGAGGUCAGACCUUACCGCGGUCUGCUGCUCCUCCCGCGGGGCAGCACCGAUCUCUGCUCUGGGACAGGGACAGAAGCCAGGGCUCGGCUGGAGCUGGGCCAGGGCAGGCUCAGGCUGCAGAGCAGGGAAAGGUUCUUCCCUCAGAGGUGCUGGCACUGCCCAGGCUCCCCAGGGAAUGGGCACGGCCCCGAGGAUGCCACAGCUCCAAGCGCUGCCAGGAAUGCCCAGGGUGGGGUUGGUGGGGGUCUGUGCAGGGACAGGGGCUGGGCUGGGUGAUCCUGGUGAGACUCUUCCAGCUCAGGGGAUUCUGUGAUUCGAUCCCUAAGAAAAUCCCUAAACUGCAUCAGAACCACCCAGAAAGUUUCACAGUAAAGGCAUGAAAAGCUGUUCCUGCUCUCGUAAUUUCUGAAGCAAGAGGGCAUGGAGUUAACGCUCCGCGGGUGGGUUUUUGUGGGGUCUUCCCAUGACAAAGCGCAGGAAGAGCGGCUGGAUCCCGGUCAUGGUGAUGAUCUGGGCAUUGCUCGGAAAUCAGGUGCCGGGAGGGCCCAGGGGUUUGUCAUCUGUCAUUUGUGUUUUAAAAGCAAUAUUACAUUGGCUUUCGCAUUUAUGUAUUAGCUUUUGCAUGCUGUUAUUAAUCAUAAGGAUUUUGAUAUGGUACACUUUAUAAUUCCUUUUAACUGCUUGUUAGUAUAAUAUAAUCUAUCAGUUUAUGUAUGCACCGUACAGUUUAUAUAAAUAGUGUGAUAAAUAUAUCAUAGACCUUAGCAAAAUAUUAAAAUAGAGACUAUGUAAUAUUAUAGCGUGAUAAAUAUAUUGUAGGCCUUAGCAAAAUAUUAAAAUAGAGACUAUGUAAUGUUGAAAUGCGUUUAUGUAACUAACUCAAAGAAUGGUGUAAAACACUUUGUUUCUCACAUAUGCGGACUGGCCUCUCCAAGUGAUAAUAGUAACAAAAACCAGAGUCCCGGAGAAGAAUUUAUUGACUCCUCAUUAUUAAGGAGUGUGAAACAACAGGAUAGAACCACAAUAAGAAAUAAAAUAUAUUGACCUACUGGAUGUCAUGCAGACAAGUCAAAAGUUAAAACCAAACAAAAGGGUUGCUAGAACAUCAAACACUCACAAGAAUGUUUGAAUAAUGUGUAAACUCAUGAAUAUUCAUAUGGCGCCAGUAAUAUAACAGUAUAUAGAGAAUAUUGUUUUAAGCUGACAGUGUGUUCUUUGGCCAAUUGCCAAAAACGCCCCAGUGCUGGAUAUUGUCCCUUUUUGUCCCCUAUUAAAUUUCUAAAAAUUUUAAAGAGUGAACUUUGUUUUUCACAUUUGUCAUCGCUCACGGCAACAUGCCUGGUCCCAGCUCCCAGGUUUCAGGAACAUCUCUGGAGGUGGGUGCAAGACUCUCUCCUUGGGCCGUGCAAUGGAGCCGGGGUGUCACAACAGCAGCACUGGGAACAGCCCUGCGUGGUCCCAUCCCGUCCCACGGCUACCGUAAGCAACUCCAGGGCAUUCUGUCCCACCCCGUCUUCUUCGGGAGCAGCCCCGUGGUGCCGUCCCGCGGCGGGCAUUCCCAGCAAGCCUCUGGUGGGGGUUUCCUGUCUCUUUGGGAACAGCGCGUCCUGCCCCGGCACUGCUGACAGGUCACGGUCAUUUCAGGAAGUGCAGAUAGGAUUUUUCUUCACUGGAUGACAUCACCAAGUUUUCCGUGCCGAUGUUCCAGGGCCAGUGCUGGGAAAAGGGCUGUUGCAGUGCAGUGGGUGAAGCGGUGCUCAUCCCAAGGGAGCUGUGCCGGUGCCAGUGCUGGUGCCAUUCCCGGUGCCAUCCCGGUGCUGUCCCCGGCUCACUGACGGAGCAUCUCGCCUUGACGGUGCCUGAGCAGCACCUGGCCCCUCGCCAAGGGCUCGAUGUCCCCGAGCCUCCCACGGCCCUGCCGCACCCUUCACUUCGACCCGCUCCUCUCCGGCCCCUCGCAGCCAGGCUGCUGGGGGAGUCACCUUAGCCGCUGUGUCACUGCUCUGCGCCCAGCUCUGACGGCGAGGAUUUCCCCGGGCCCGGGUGAAUUCCCCGCAGUGAGAACGUGCCCGUUCCCGCCCCGCCGGCGCAGCAGGCGGUAAAGCCCCGGAGCCUCCUCUCCGGAGCCGGGCUAGCGGAGCAGGCAGGCUGGGGACCCCGGGUGACAAAUCCUGCUGCUGUGACCUUUUGCCGAACUAGUUCCCCUACGAAAAGCACCUCGCCGUGACCUCAAUGCGGGCUGCGCCGCGCGUUUCCUCCACACGACAUUUUUCCUGCCAUCGCCGUCCUGCCGUCUCCGUCCUGCCACCGCCCAUCCGUCCCGACCGCUGGCCUCCACCUGUCCCCCGAACCGGCGACACGGGACGCGAAGUGGCCAUGGAACUCUUUGCGCAGUCUCUGGAGAUACAGCCAGAACUUUUCGUUCACAUGGCAGCAGCAAACUCUUCUCCACCUGGUUCUUUGGAUCUAAACCAGCCUGGGUUUGCAAAGGAGAUCCUGGGAACUAAACUGGAGGUCAAAUACCUGUGCUCCGAUUGCAAGAACAUCCUGAGGCGGCCAUUCCAGGCACAGUGUGGCCAUCGCUACUGCUCCUACUGCCUGAAGAAAAUCAUCAGUGCUGGACCUCAAAAGUGUGCCAGCUGUAUCCAGGAAGGAAUAUAUGAAGAAGGAAUUUCUAUUUUGGAAACAAGCUCGGCUUUCCCAGACAAUGCAGCGCGGCGGGAAGUGGAGAGUCUGCCUGCUGUUUGCAUCAACAGUGGCUGCACCUGGAAGGGAACCAUCAAAGAGUACGAGGCUCAUGAUGAAGUCUGCCCUGAAUUCCCGCUGACUUGUGAAGGCUGUGGGAAGAAGAUUCCCAGGGAGAAGUUUCGGGACCAUGUGAAGACAUGUGGUAGAUCCAAAGUACCUUGCCGGUUUGAGGCUGUGGGCUGUGCUGAGGUGGUGGAAAAUGAAAAACUCCUGGAACAUGAAAGGAACUGUUUGGCAGAGCAUCUCUGCAUGCUGCUGAGCUCUGUGCUCAGCCUCAAGACUGGUGCUGGGGACCCAAAAUCCCUUCCUGUCCUUUCCUCAUCACAGAACAGCUCCCCACUGCUGGCAGCAAGCUCACUGUGCUCAGAGUCAGAGCUCUCCCGGUCCCUGGAGCUCUUGGGAAGGUGUGAGGCUCUUGAGAGGAAAACAGUGACCUUUGAGAACAUUGUCUGUGUGCUCAACCGGGAGGUGGAGAGAGUGUCCCUGACAGCUGAAGCCUACAGCCGCCAGCACCGGCUGGACCAGGAGAAAAUCGAAACGCUGAGCAACAAGGUCCGGCAGCUGGAGAGGAGCAUUGGGCUCAAGGACCUGGCCAUGGCUGAGAUGGAAGAGAAGAUCCGCAACAUGGAGGCUUCCACCUAUGAUGGGGUUUUCAUCUGGAAGAUCACAGAGUUUGCCCGGAAGCGUCAGGAGGCGAUAACAGGCCGCUCUCCUGCCAUCUUCUCCCCAGCUUUCUACACCGGCAAGUAUGGCUACAAGAUGUGUCUGCGCGUGUACCUUAAUGGGGACGGCACCGGCCGUGGGACCCACCUGUCCUUGUUUUUCGUGGUGAUGAAGGGACCCAACGACGCGCUGUUGCGGUGGCCCUUCAACCAGAAGGUCACCCUGAUGCUUCUGGACCAGAAUAACCGGGAGCACAUCAUCGAUGCCUUCCGCCCUGACGUGACAUCCUCGUCCUUCCAGCGCCCUGUCACAGAGAUGAACAUCGCCAGUGGCUGCCCCCUCUUCUGCCCUGUGUCCGUCAUGGAAGCUAAGAACUCCUACGUGCGUGAUGAUGCCAUCUUUAUUAAAGCCAUCGUUGAUCUCACGGGCCUCUAACCCUCCUGACCUCGGAGCAGUGAGCGUGGAGCCAGCGUUGCCCAGGGCAUCUCCCGCUUGUGCUGCACUUCAAGCGGGUCUCAGAGCGAGAGGAGGGGGCACAGAGAGGAAAAGCCCUUCCUGAAAAGGGACCUUUGCUCAGAGUGGAAACAAGGUGUCUGAUGGGAGCCCUCUUUCCUGAGGAGAGGGUUUGGUGAACACUGGCAGGCUGGGGGAUAUGGAAGAUUCCCUGCAGGGACUUGGGUGUCUGAACUGCUGCUGUCUGGACUCCAGUGGAAACCAGUGCAGCUCUUGCUCUACCAGUUCAGCUGACAUCCACAGCUCUCUGUAGUAAAACAGCGGUUUGUCCUGCCUGAGCUCCACCUCCUGUGGAUUUUGGCUCAGCUGUCUAGGAUUUCCCUCUGAGAUCUCCGUGUUCCUGGAAAUUGUGUGCUUUGGGGUGCCAUGGCUCUGCACUGCUGGUUGCUCCACACCUGAGAGACAAGGGGAGCAUGUGACAGCUGCAGUGCCAGCUGGGCAAGAGAGACACAGAGUGAUUUGAUGCUGUUGGUGUGUUUGGAGGUUACUGAGCCCAGCUGCAGGGCAGGGGAGCCCUGAGUCCAGCCCUCACUGGGUGUGUGAUGGGUGAUGUGUGCUGGAGUGUGGAAUGGGGCAGGAGGUGCUGCUGCCCAGGAGGGACCAUGGGGCAGUGCCAGGGAUGCCUGUAGGGAAGGAUUCUGCUGUGGAGAUUGUCCCUCCUGUGCCAGGAGAGGAGGGCGACACAGAGUUCAGUGUGCACCCUGAGAGCCCCAGGCCCUGUCCCCCUCUGCCCUGUGUGCUGAGCAGCGCUGGGUGGGAUGGGUGCUGUGCUGGGAGCUGUCUUUGCUCAUAAGCAAAGGCACAGGCUCUGAACUGGCUUCACUUCCAUGGUGGGACAGCCCCACCAGCCUUCCCAGGGCUCCUGCUGCUGUUGAGCUCCCCAUCCAUCUGUAGCUACGCUGCUGUGUCUCUCUGGGCACUGCCACCUCAGGCUGUGGGAUGUGUACCGUCUGCCUAUGCAGUGGGCACUGCUGGCCAGUCCCUGCCAUCCCACAGGACCUGCAGUCACCAGCAGCAGCUCUCCCUCACCGUUCCUCCCUAUCCCUGAGCUCAGGAGUUGUGGGCCAGCUGGUUCCAGGCAACAGCACCCUGGAACUCUUCUUCCACUAGGCCCCAUGUUGAACCUGCAGCCACCUGGGGGCUGGAGAAAUGAAGUGUGCUGUCUCCCCUUUCUGUCCCUGGGCUCCUUCCCUCUGGUCACCACCUGUUCAGCAACCAUGAGAAGGUUUCUCUCGGUGUUGAUGGGGAAGAACUGGCUACCACAUCCCUGCAUAGUGCCCUCUGCAGCCUUGUUGUGGCCAUAGGUGGCUCUGCAUGGGCCCUGAUCCAGGGUGGACGCAAAACUUUGUUGCCUCCUUUGCCUGGGCUUUCCACACCCCUGUCAGUGGCUGAACGUGCCCCAGAUGUUUUGUUGGGGACAAACCAGCUGUGAACACCCUGCAAUGAUCAGGGGCCCUGGCUGGCUCCUGUGCUGCUCCUUGGGCAGCAGGGCUGGAGCACGGUCACGCUCCUCAAUGGCUGCCAGGGAUUGACCCUCCACUGCCAGCAGCUCCUGCCAGGUGCCCAGCCUGGGUCUGAUGGCUGCAGAGCCUGCCAGGCUUGUGGCCUGUGCACACCUUGGCUCUGGCUGAACCUCUUGCACCCAUGGCUGCUGUGCUGGCCAGGGUCUCUCCAGACAGGUGCUGGGGUGACCUGUGUGCCCUUUGGAAUCACUGUAGGGAACUUCUCACACCUGGGUGUGCAGGGCCUGGGGACACACCCAGCCCCUGCUGUUGGGGAGGGGGAUGGAAACUGAUGGCAGCACAGCCUAGCUGAGGUGGGAGAGGGGUGACAGGACCCUUCCCUUUGUGCAAGCCCCCUCCAGCCUGUCCCAAGGGACAGAUCAUGCCCUGUGUUGCUGCUCUCACCCUGUGCCUUAUGAGGAAAAUUCCAGGCUAGCAGAGCCCUGCUCCCAUCUACAGCAGCUCCCCAGGGAUGCUUGGAAAAGCCUGGGAAGGGAGAGGAAGGUCAGCUCUGCUCAUAAAUCACCGGGAAUUAAGUGCUAUGUGGGGGGAACUUGUUCUUUGUUGAACAGAAUGUCUGUCUGCUCGUGGGGUGCUGUCUGCAGCAGGACUGGGGGCUCUGGCCAGGUAGUGCCAGGAGGGCCUGUGGAGAUGGUGGCUCAGCUGGGGGCGUCUGGGUUGUUUUCGGGGUGGGAGCUGGUCCUCCUGCCCCAGCACACGUUUGGAAGGUCAGUGGGAGAGUCAGUGCUGCAGCUGAGCUGCAGCUGAGCAGGCUGAGCUCUUUAGGCCACAGGGUUACUGCUGGAGAGGAAACAUGGCCUGUCAGCCGCUCCUGCUAGGAGCUUUUUCCUCCCCACCUCAUGCUGCUGACCCUGUCUGGGCCUUUUUUGGUUCUUAGCAGCUCUGGAGCUGGCACCAGGAAUUGUGCUUAUGUGCUGCAGGCAGGGGCCCAGCCUCUUCCUGGGCACUGCUCUGCCAGCCUGGCAGCCACACUGACAGGACACAAGCCACUGCUGGAUUUUUGUGGGUUUUUUUUUCCUUUUGACCACACCAUCUCAGCCUGGCACUGUGAACUAUGUUUUGUUUUCCUUGAGGGGGUAGUAUGGUCAGAACCACUAAUAAAAGCUGUUUGAACAGCA